AUGAAGCGUCCUCGCGGUGGCUACACGGACACCAACGAUGAGCGCGCCGACAAGGUGCACAACUUCAUCAAGGGUCUUCGUUUUUCUGUCCCGCUCUACCGCCUCCGUGAGCAGCAGGAACGCCGCGCGUGCCCCAAGUGUAACAAGCGUCGCCUCUUCUACUGCUACGACUGCCUCACUGCCGUACACCCAGAGUCCCAUCCACCACCGCUGGGGCUUCCGCUCAACGUGUAUGUGGUGCUGCACCCCAACGAGCUUCGCAGCAAGAGUACCAGUUUAGCUGCAUCAACAAUUUCCCCCGACUUGCACAUUGUAGAGUAUCCAGCGGUGCCGGGGCAGCUGGAGCCAGAGAGUACUCUGGUCUUGUAUCCCAGCGAGCAGAGCGUGGAACUGCACGAGGUGGAGCAUCUUGGCCAGUACAAGAAUGUCGUCUUCAUCGACAGCACGUGGCAGCAGAGCAAAGCGAUUGUGCGGGAUGAGCGGGUGAAAAAGUUUAAGCACGUCCGCAUCAAGUCGCAGACGUCGCUCUUCUGGCGCUUCCAAAACAAUGACCCGACAUACCUGGCCACCGUCGAGGCAAUCUACUACUUUCUGCGCGAAUACAUCACGCAUGUGAAUAAAGUGAAGGCACAGUCGAAGCACAGUGGCAGCAUCCCGUCCCCACCACCGCCCGCGCACCAGGUAGAAGCGAAGGAUAGCGAAGCCUCCACUUCAGCCUCCAACGAAGUCAGUCCGAAUACCACUGAUGAGACGGCAAGCAGCGCCGACGCCGCAGCCUUCUAUCACGGGGAGGUGGAUGACCUCCUCUACUACUACAUCAACCAGUACAUCGGCGUUCAACAGCGCUACACUAGCAGCGAUUCGAACAAGUACACCGAUCGCCACUUCAGCGGGUACAUUAUCCAAAACACCUCAUGGGACAAGCUCCUUGUGCCGCCGCCAGCUGACAGUAACGCUAGCGAAACGGCGGCCGAGGCGCCACGUGAGACCGCUGAGUAG
This is a messenger RNA of Leishmania braziliensis MHOM/BR/75/M2904, 999 nucleotides long. RefSeq lists its product as hypothetical. The record is from RefSeq and is a predicted model, not a curated record. Lineage: Eukaryota; Euglenozoa; Kinetoplastea; Trypanosomatida; Trypanosomatidae. The transcript has a single exon. The coding region runs from base 1 to 999 and encodes 332 amino acids.